AUGGCUCGAGAAGACGGAGAAGCGUCCUCCAGUGUUCCCGAUCCUGGGAAACGGGCUCGAGCUCGGCAGGUUCAAUACCGAGCCCCUUAUGGUGAGGGAACCAUGAAUAAUCCCUGGGUGAUCCUGGUAUCAGCUGUGAUAUUAGCCUCUGUGAGUUCUGCCUUGGACAAUGGGCUUGCACUUACACCACCUAUGGGAUGGCUAUCAUGGGAACGCUUCCAAUGUAAUACAGACUGUGUCAACGACCCUGAGAAUUGUAUCAGGUCAGGAAUGAUGAACUUUGAAAUAAGUUUCCAUUCACAAUGUCAGACACUAACUGCAAAUUGCUCUUUCUACUGUAGGUCAAUUCAUAAGCAAUUUCUUUCAUUUUCUACUUGCAGUGAACAUCUCAUGAAGACAAUGGCAGAUUUGAUGGUAUCAGAAGGUUAUGCUGAGGCUGGAUACAAAUAUAUAAUAGUGGAUGAUUGCUGGCUUGCCAGAGAAAGGGAUACUUAUGGUCGAUUGCAAGCUGAUCCUCAAAGAUUUCCAAGUGGCAUAAAGGGAUUGGCUGAUUAUGUGCAUUCAAAAGGACUUCUCUUUGGAAUCUAUGAGGACUAUGGGGAUUUCACUUGUGCUGGAUAUCCUGGUGUCUUAGGACACUUGGAAGUGGAUGCCUACACAUUAGCUUCAUGGGGUGUUGAUUAUAUCAAGCUUGAUGGCUGCCAUUCAGAUCCCAAGGAUAUGGAUCAAGGGUAUCCAGAAUUUGGGCAUUACUUGAACCGGACAGGAAGGCCUAUUGUCUACUCUUGUUCUUGGCCACAAUAUCAGAUGGCCCAUGGAAUCCAGCCAAAUUACACAGCGAUCCGAUCAAUGUGCAAUCUGUGGCGAAAUUAUGGUGACAUUGAAGACUCAUGGGGAAGUGUACUAAAAAUAGUAGACUACUAUGGUGAUAAUCAGGAGUCCCUUGUACCAAAUGCUGGCCCAGGACAUUGGAAUGACCCUGAUAUGCUGAUCAUUGGAGACUUUGGACUGAGUUAUGAAGAGAGCAAGGUGCAGAUGGCACUUUGGGCAAUCCUGGCUGCUCCACUUCUGAUGUCUGUGGAUCUGCGAACAAUUAGACCUGAGUAUAAAGCCAUCUUACAAAAUAGUGAUAUCAUACAAGUCAGCCAGGAUCCACUUGGAAUUCAAGGGAAGCGCAUCUUCAGGGUACGAUGCCCAAGUCCCUCUACUUCCUCACAUUUAAUGAAUUAG
Molecule: messenger RNA, 1230 nt
Organism: Darwinula stevensoni
Lineage: Eukaryota; Metazoa; Arthropoda; Ostracoda; Podocopida; Darwinulidae
Source: the annotation of a GenBank genome assembly